This is a messenger RNA of Myotis lucifugus (little brown bat), 1316 nucleotides long. RefSeq names its product DnaJ heat shock protein family (Hsp40) member B7 (gene DNAJB7). NCBI's taxonomy places the organism in Eukaryota, Metazoa, Chordata, Mammalia, Chiroptera, Vespertilionidae. Gene Ontology annotation, biological process: positive regulation of proteasomal ubiquitin-dependent protein catabolic process; protein refolding. Bases 234 to 1160 code for a protein of 308 amino acids. The record is from RefSeq and is a predicted model, not a curated record. The transcript has a single exon. Gene Ontology annotation, molecular function: Hsp70 protein binding; ATPase activator activity. Gene Ontology annotation, cellular component: endoplasmic reticulum membrane; cytosol.
CCAACCCCCGAAUGACACCAUAAUGCAGCCCUCUCUGACAUAAGCUGGUAACUCUGCUUGCCACACAAUCAGCACCCUAUCGUCUCCUAGCAGUGGCCCACAGCAACAUUGUCUUCAAUGUAAAAAUGUGCCUAUUUGCAGUCACUCUACCACCACCACCAACAGAGCCGGGACGGAGAGGAAACCACGGUUCUUACUACCCAGGGCACCCCCUUCCAACGAUUUGUUAAAACAUGGUAGAUUACUAUGAAGUUCUAGGAGUGCAGAGAUAUGCUUCAUGUGCGGACAUUAAAAAGGCUUAUCAUAAAGUGGCACUUAAAUGGCACCCUGAUAAAAAUCUAGAAAAUAAAGAAGAAGCGGAGAGAAAAUUCAAAGAAGUAGCUGAAGCGUAUGAGGUAUUAUCAAAUGAUGAAAAACGGGACAUUUAUGAUAAAUACGGCAAAGAAGGAUUAAAUGGUGAGGGGGGAAGUAAUAUUGAUGAUUCUUUUGAAUAUGGCUUCACAUCCCCUAAGCCAGAUGAUGUCUUUACAGAAAUUUUUGGUGAAAGGGACUCAUUUUUAUGUCUUUUCUUUGAAGACUCACUUGAGGACCUUUUAAAUAGUCCAAGAAGUUCCUAUAGAAGUAGAAACAGAGGCGCAAGAUCCUUUUUCUCUACCUCCUGUGAAUAUCCAGUUUUUGAGAGAUUUUAUGAAUAUGACACAAGAUAUACACCAUAUGAUUCACUGGGCCAUGAAGACCUUAAUUUUUUCUCUUCCCUGGCAUUUGAUGACAGUGGGAUGGACAACUACACAUCUUUUACUUCAUAUAAAACUGUUAACGGCAGAAAGACCAAUACAAGCAUAAUUAUUGAGAAUGAUGAGGAAAGAGAAGGGGAAGAUGGCGAGGUAGAGUCCUUCCUCAUUAUAAACGAUGUGGCAGAUGAAGAGGGCUUUGCAGAGCACAGGUGGAGAAGACAGUCACUUGACAAUUAUUCACCAAAGUCCUACAGCUCCAAACAUGUGCCUCAAUACACUUGUGUGGGAAAUGAGCAACGUAUACCGUGGGUCACCAGCAACAAGGAUCCCUCUGUUUUCUCAGCAGGAUUCAAAGAAGGUGGUAAGAGGAAAAAAAAGAAGCAUAAAGAGGUGCACAAGAAGAAGUCAACCAAAAGGAAUCGUUAAAUUGGCUCUUCAGACACAUUAUGUUCAUAUAACAUUUGGAACACGACUCUUUGUGUUUUGAUUAAUCAGUUUUGUAGGUAACUUUUGUUUAAUACUAGAGUAAGACUUAUGAUUAACACAAUCAGCAGGACUGUGGUCAGUGGUUGUUUGGAGGUA